AUGCAGCCAGAAGAUGGAUCAAUAAUCUCAGCACAAAGCUGGCAUGUUCAAAGGAUUUAAUUUUUUUAUAUAACAGCUUUAGCCAAAGCUAUUCUAGGAUUCAGCGGAAGCAGAAUUUCAUGAGAGGACAAACUUCUUGACUAAUGGCCAAUCACUAAUCAGCAGGGAGGGCAAAGCCUAGUGUUUGUGUCACGGCCUGGAGUGGUGGGGGUGAGUGGGGCAUCAGUAUCAAAUAGUAAAUCGGGACAACCGGCCUGGUCAGUCUUGCCCUCACAGCCCCUCUGAGCAGCCUGUCAGGAGGCAGCAGACGGAUCAAUGGUCAAGCUGGGGGGGAUUUACUCUGCUGCAGGCUAUUGGAAAGCAGAUUUUUGCCUCACAGACGUCCACAAAAUGCCUUAUUUUACAAGACUCAUUUUGUUCUUGUUUUGCCUGAUGGUUCUCGUGGAGAGCAGAAAGACCAAGAGGAAGCGAUGGACAGGGCAGGUGGAGACGCCCAAGCCAAGCCACUUAUAUAAGAAGAAUCUCGAUGUGACCAAGAUCCAUAAGGGAAAGCCUCAGCAGCUUCUCAGAGUGGAUGAACAUGACUUCAGCAUGAGGCCCGCCUUCGGAGGCCCUGCCAUCCCGGUGGGUGUGGACGUGCAGGUGGAGAGCCUGGACAGCAUCUCCGAGGUGGACAUGGACUUCACUAUGACCCUGUACCUGCGGCAUUACUGGAAGGAUGAGAGGCUCGCUUUCUCCAGUGCCAGCAACAAGAGCAUGACCUUCGAUGGUCGGCUGGUGAAGAAGAUCUGGGUCCCCGACGUCUUCUUUGUUCACUCCAAAAGGUCAUUCACACAUGACACCACUACUGACAACAUCAUGCUGAGGGUGUUCCCCGAUGGACAUGUGCUGUACAGCAUGAGGAUUACGGUCACUGCCAUGUGCAACAUGGACUUCAGCCACUUUCCCCUGGACUCCCAGACCUGUUCUUUGGAGCUGGAGAGCUAUGCAUAUACAGAUGAAGAUCUGAUGCUGUACUGGAAGAAUGGGGAUGAAUCCCUAAAAACAGAUGAGAAGAUCUCCUUGUCUCAGUUUCUGAUUCAGAAAUUUCAUACAACUUCCAGACUGGCCUUCUACAGCAGCACUGGCUGGUACAACCGUCUGUACAUUAAUUUCACGUUGCGUCGUCACAUCUUCUUCUUCUUGCUCCAAACUUAUUUCCCCGCCACACUGAUGGUCAUGCUGUCCUGGGUGUCCUUCUGGAUCGACCGCAGAGCUGUGCCUGCCAGAGUUUCACUGGGUAUCACGACGGUGCUGACCAUGACCACUAUCAUCACGGGCGUGAACGCCUCCAUGCCGCGCGUCUCCUACGUCAAGGCCGUGGACAUCUACCUCUGGGUCAGCUUUGUGUUCGUGUUCCUCUCGGUGCUGGAGUACGCGGCCGUCAACUACCUGACCACCGUGCAGGAGCGGAAGGAACGGAGGCUGCGGGAGAAGUUCCCAUGCAUGUGUGGAAUGCUUCAUUCAAAAACCAUGAUGCUGGAUGGAAGCUACAGUGAGUCUGAGGCCAACAGCCUGGCUGGGUACCCCAGAAGCCAUAUCCUGACGGAAGAAGAAAGGCAAGACAAAAUAGUGGUCCACCUGGGCCUGAGUGGUGACGCCAACGCUGCCAGAAAGAAGGGGCUCCUAAAGGGCCAGAUGGGUUUUCGUAUCUUCCAGAACACCCAUGCCAUUGACAAAUACUCCAGGUUGAUAUUCCCUGCCUCCUACAUAUUUUUCAACUUAAUUUAUUGGUCAGUGUUUUCCUAGGGCCUCCAAGGCUGUUCCUAGAAGAAGGCAUAGACUUGGAGGGGCCUGGCCAGUCAUGGACAGAUGGACUUGUUGACCACACACCCCUCACCAGACAGAGCAGCAGCUGCUGGACCACCCUGAGCAGGACCCAUCUCUCAGAGGAGCCCAGGAGCCCUCCAACUGCCCUGACCCUGGACCUUGUGAGGUUGCUCUUUGUUCAUUCUGUGUCUCACGUCACACUUCAUGUCUCUCUGGGACCGCCGUCUUCUGUUCUUGUGUGUGAACUAGUUCACAAGAACUCUCCUCCUAUAAACAAGGACUCGAAUGCCUUCCAGACAUUCUUAGAUCCUCAGGAUGCCUAGGAUUCAGUUAUGGAGGGUAAAGAAAAAACCAGAGGGCAAGUGUAGGGGCAUUCUGGAUAGGAGACAGGAAAUUAGGAACAAACCUCCCCUGUAAAUGCAUACAACUGGAUCAAGUGCCUGUCUAGAAGGAAAAAGAGCUCAGAUCCCAGACAGGAAGUGAUUUGGCCUAUGGGAGUAUGGCAACCCACAGGAUUUUGCAAUAUUAGAGAAGAGUAUUCAUAUAACCAUCCAUUCAACCAUUUAUUAAAUAUCGAGGUCCCACUCUGCACCAGGUACUGUGGAAAUGAAAAAAAGAGUCUCUUUCCUUAGGGAUCUUCUCUAAGCUGUGCUCAUUCUACAUGUGGCGUGAUGUGCUCCUGCUCUUUCCCCUCCCUCAACCCCCCUUUCCCCACAGACCCAUUCUGUUUGCUGUUGCUUUUACUCUUAGGCAUAUAAGGCAGUGUCCAGGAGAGACAAGGUGCAGAACCUUCAACUGUCCUCCUCCAGUGGAGUUACGCAGACAGCACUGAUUUUGCCCAGCAAUGAUGAUGCCUGGCGACGUGCAUGGAGUAUUGCCAGCCAGGGAAACUCACCCAAGCUCACCAAAAUGUACAGUUUUUUUUGUUGGCGUUGGCCAUGGAUUUAUGGCUGAUUGCCCACAUGACUGACUUUAGUCUUUAGCCCCACCAGAAGUUGAGCUUGUACCUUGAGGUCCAGGGCACCCAUCAUAAAUCACACUGCUGGCAUAGACUAUCUGGUGUGGUCCAAGGCCCCAGUACACAAAGACCCUCUGUCACGCAGGAUAUCCCAAGGGCAUAGAGGUUGCCUUCCAGGGGUUGGGGCCAAGGUUCAAACAACCUUUAUUUGGGCAAGGUUAGUCCUUUACUACACAGCAACUCUUGUCAAUUCCUUAUCAUUAAUAUUAAUUGCAGUGUUACUAUUAUAUAUUCAGGCAAUAAACGUUUUAAAAUAUCUCUGCACUAAGUAUAGUGGGGUCCAAAUGAAGAAUAAGAAUAGUCAAAGCUCUCAGAGAAGGAACUAGUAGAGGAAAUGCUACACAGAUAUCUAUAAUGUAAGGUUAAGACUGUUUAGUGCCUCAGUAAUGGUUCAAUGUGAGAUGAGAAUUCCGAGGAAGGAAAAAUAGUCCCACUGAGGAGAUGGGCCUCAUGAAGAAAGCAGCCCUGAGAUGCCCCUUGAAGGUCAGGAUUUUAAGAAGAAAUUUUAAAGAUUCUAGGCAGAAUACAUCCUAGAUCCAGGCUGUUUAAUGUGGUAGCCACUAGCCACAUGCCUAUUUAAAUUUAAAUUAGUUAAAAUGCAAAUGUUAGCCGGGCAUGGUGGUGUGUGC
Messenger RNA from Cebus imitator (Panamanian white-faced capuchin), 3456 nucleotides. RefSeq names its product gamma-aminobutyric acid type A receptor subunit rho2 (gene GABRR2). Gene Ontology annotation, cellular component: membrane; GABA-A receptor complex; synapse. The record is from RefSeq and is a predicted model, not a curated record. NCBI's taxonomy places the organism in Eukaryota, Metazoa, Chordata, Mammalia, Primates, Cebidae. Bases 316 to 1788 code for a protein of 490 amino acids. The transcript has 9 exons. Gene Ontology annotation, molecular function: neurotransmitter receptor activity; GABA-A receptor activity; extracellular ligand-gated monoatomic ion channel activity. Gene Ontology annotation, biological process: chemical synaptic transmission; nervous system process; signal transduction.